UUCAUUAAGCGAAAUAUGGAAAGAAUCAUUAAAUCAACCAAACGACGCUUUGAAGCGGCUUGAGGGGCGAAGGUGGUUUGCGCCAUGGCACGAAAGUUGAAAAUUCGUGGGAAACAAGGAAAAGGAAUUAUUGAAAAGAGCGGCAAGCUGGAAACCCAUUUUGAUGUUUCAGUGGGUGAGCUGGCUGGUUAGUGGUUAGCCAAUGAUCUGAAUUAUCAAAACCAGGGCUGCGAUGGCUUUCUUUGACUAUUGGCUUCCUUCUAAUUAUAUCUUACCAUGUGUGUAUCUUUCUUUAUUCUUCCCCAAAAUUCCAUUUUUUAUAUUUGCUCCCCUUUUUGAGUAUUCAUUUGCAAGGCGAACAAGGUCAAAUUUGGUAUUUGCGCAAGUCAUUUUCUAAUGGAAGUGGUCAACUUGAACAAAGUCUUCCAAUCACAUCCCUAUAAAUACCCAUUUGCCUCUCAAUGCUUCCUUCACCAAGCAACAGCGGUUUUUAGCUUUAUACAGAUCUUUCAUUUCAUUCAAAUUUUACAGUUUUUUUCGUGUUUCUUGACACAUCAACCAUGGUGCUAUCCAAGACAGCUUCUCAAUCUGAUGUCUCAGUUCACUCCACUUUUGCCUCUCGUUAUGUCCGAGACCAACUUCCUAGGUUCAGGAUGCCAGAGAACUCAAUACCAAAAGACGCUGCAUAUCAGAUCAUCAACGAUGAACUGAUGCUUGAUGGGAACCCGAGGUUGAACCUUGCCUCUUUUGUCACUACCUGGAUGGAGCCUGAAUGUAAUAAGCUUAUUAUGGAUGCCAUUAACAAGAACUAUGUCGACAUGGAUGAGUACCCUGUCACCACCGAGCUUCAGAAUCGGUGUGUGAACAUGAUAGCACAUUUGUUCAAUGCACCACUUGGGGACUCGGAGACUGCCGUUGGAGUGGGAACCGUUGGUUCAUCCGAGGCAAUCAUGUUGGCUGGCCUUGCCUUCAAGAGGAAGUGGCAAAACAAGCGUAAAGCUGAAGGCAAACCAUAUGACAAGCCCAACAUCGUAACCGGAGCCAAUGUUCAAGUGUGCUGGGAGAAAUUCGCCAGAUACUUUGAAGUGGAGUUGAAGGAAGUGAAGCUAAGGGAAGGUUACUAUGUCAUGGACCCUGCCAAAGCUGUGGAAAUGGUUGAUGAAAACACCAUCUGUGUAGCAGCCAUAUUGGGUUCAACCCUCAAUGGUGAAUUUGAAGACGUCAAGCUUUUAAACGAUCUCUUGGUAGAAAAGAACAAGGAAACUGGAUGGGAUACCCCAAUUCAUGUUGAUGCAGCUAGUGGUGGAUUCAUUGCACCAUUUUUGUACCCAGAGCUUGAGUGGGACUUUAGGCUUCCACUUGUGAAGAGCAUCAAUGUUAGUGGCCACAAAUAUGGUCUUGUUUAUGCUGGAAUUGGUUGGGUUAUCUGGAGGAACAAGGAAGACUUGCCUGAAGAACUUAUUUUCCACAUUAACUACCUUGGAGCUGAUCAACCCACUUUCACUCUCAAUUUCUCCAAAGGUUCUAGCCAAGUCAUUGCUCAGUAUUACCAGCUAAUUCGUUUGGGUUAUGAGGGAUACAGAAAUAUAAUGGAGAACUGUCAUGAAAACGCUAUGGUCCUAAAAGAAGGGUUGGAGAAAACAGGUCGCUUCAACAUUGUGUCAAAGGACGAAGGGGUUCCACUCGUGGCCUUCUCUCUCAAGGACAACAAGCGCCAUGAUGAAUUCGAGAUAUCCGAAAUGCUGCGCCGAUUUGGAUGGAUCGUGCCGGCCUACACCAUGCCGGCGGAUGCUCAACACAUCACGGUGCUGCGUGUGGUGAUCAGGGAAGACUUCUCCCGCACCUUGGCGGAGCGUCUUGUGAUUGACAUCCAAAAGGUGCUUCAUGAACUGGAUACACUCCCAGCAAAGGUAAAUGCCAAACUGGCUAUGGCUGAGGAAGAAAAUAGCAAAAAUGGCACAGUGAAGAAGACUGCCAUUGAAACCCAGAGGGAAAUCACUUCUUACUGGAAGAAAUUUGUGAGCGAGAGGAAGACUAACAAGAAUAAAAUCUGUUAGAACUUAUUGUAACACCAACUUUCCCUUUUUACUUUUAGUUUGCCACUUUGUUUCCACCAUUUAAUUUUCAAGCUUCGGCGUAUUUUCUGAGUUCAACCAUUAAUGUAAUCGAAGAAUUAUAGCCCCAUUUCCGUAAUUUAAUGAUCCAAAUUGCCAGUAAAAAUAGUUAGCACUUUUAUAAA
This is a messenger RNA of Gossypium raimondii (Peruvian cotton), 2239 nucleotides long. Its product is annotated as glutamate decarboxylase. The transcript is spliced from 6 exons. Gene Ontology annotation, cellular component: cytosol. Gene Ontology annotation, biological process: L-glutamate catabolic process. Gene Ontology annotation, molecular function: pyridoxal phosphate binding; glutamate decarboxylase activity. Lineage: Eukaryota; Viridiplantae; Streptophyta; Magnoliopsida; Malvales; Malvaceae. The record is from RefSeq and is a predicted model, not a curated record. The coding region runs from base 561 to 2057 and encodes 498 amino acids.